GAACGCAGCAGCAGCUCGGUGACGGAGCCGCGGCAGAAAAGCGGCAGGAGCUGCCAGCAUCGUCUCAGACCGACGCAGACUCAAAGGUGUGGAAAUAUCAGCGCUGAAGCCCGUAUAGUUACUAAUCAAGGAGCUGUCGUCCUUUAAUCAUGAUAUCACACUCCGGACGUGACAAUCGUGUUGAUAUUUCUUCCCCUUUUGGCUGCUGUUGGUGCUAGGACAGCCUUACAUGUUUCUGCUACGUUAGCUCGUAAGGCGUUAGCAUUGAGCUGCUAGCUGUUGCUAUAGCGUUUUCAUUACUGCAGGUUAGCGUCAGCUAGCUCAUGUUAGCUCGCCGGUUAGCUUGUGGUGUCAUAGUUAUAAUUGGGAUGCUGUGUGGCUAACGAACACAGCGCUCUGUUUCAAAUCGCUGUUUUACUAAAACGGUGCCGUGUUUAACGGUGACGGGAGGUGUACCGGAGGCUGAACGUGCUGCUCUCUGACGUUUGACAGCUCCGUGUCCGGGGAGACAUGGACACACCGGGGAGGACAACACCGACCGCCUUGGACUUCACCGUGGAAAACGUAGAGAAGGUGAGAAAGUAUGUUUGGGUGUGUACAAGUGUGAGAAUGACAGCAGCUGUGAGCUCCAUCGCAGCUGCUAAUAAGAGAAGAUCUAUAUGCUGUAUUUCUAUGUUGGGAUGAUGUCAGUGUGUCUGCAGACAGACAUGAAACUCAUCCGUCCGGAGGUCUUUGAAUGUGUCCUGACUGAUGAACAGGUUGUGGCUCUGCAUAUAUCACACACAUUGCAUCACAUUUGUGUGUGUGUGUGUGUGUGUGUGUGUGUGUUGGGCAGGUUGCUGUGAUCUUCUCCCUGCUGGGCGGCCUCUGUCUCAGAGGAUGGGUGGGGUGGGAGACAAAGGGGAGGAUGGAGUGAGAGAAGGAGAGAGAGAGAGAAACUGGAGAGGGGGGUGAGGUUUGAUGCUGUGGUCUUUAGAGAGGAAGAACAAACACACUGCAGGUGGAUGAUCAGGUGCUUUUAUAUAGGUAUCCUGUAUGAUGUGUGUGUAUAUGUGUUCUGAUAGAGGUGAAUAUUGUGUGUGCUUGAGGUGGGGAGGGGGUUCAACAUUUCCUGACAUGAAUCACAUGACCUGAAGUGCAGUGACUGGGAUGUCCAUGAAUAAUUGAUGAAGCAGCGAAUCAGUUUAAGCAGAAAUAACUGAUCAAUAAUCGGAUCAGACUGUUGCACUGAGUUCAUGUUUAAUUUUUGUUGUUAAAACAGUGUAUAGAGUGAUACAAUAUAAUAAUAAAUACGCAACAAUGACAAGCUUACUCGUUGUUUUAGGCAUCAGAAUCGGUAUCAGCCAUGAUAUCUCAGGUCCAAUCCAACAGAUUUUGGUCUGCAUGGAGGUGAAACAGACUAAAAUAUAAUGAAGUCAGCCGUUCAAUAACUGAGUAGUUUAAUAAAUCAGACAUUUCCUCAGUAAACUGGGGCUUCAUCAUUGUGUUUUUGUAGCUGAGGGUGAAUUUUCUGAUUCAGCUGCAGCUUCGUCACUGAUGCCAUUAUGUCUUCAAAAGCAGACCACAUGUGACCCAUCUUCAGGCUGCAGGGGCUUCAUAUACAAGUGUCUAUGUAUAUAAUAGAUUUGUUACAGUAUCAGAUUUUCACCUCACGGCUACCUUGGCCCUAAGAUAACAUGAUGAUAUCAUCAGGGUUUUUAUGACACAAUCAGUAAACCAGAAGAAAGACAAGACAAGGGUGAAGCAAGACAUUAAUUAACCAAUGUGUUAUCAUCCACUUCUAUAUUUGUUGAUAUCUGUGAGUUAGAAACUUGUGUGAGAGGACACUACCUCAUUAAACAGUUGCUAAAAUUAGCUAGCUAGCAGCUGCUGCUUCUUCUUCAUUUCUCCUCACUUACAUGACAUGUGGCAACAGGUUAAAAGGACCGCUACUGUGAGCUUGCAGCAUUACUUUAUGCUUAGAUUUAUACACAGUGUUAAUUUUAUUGACAACAGGUACAAUGAUAAAUGUUCCAUGACAAAAACAAAACGACGAUGGACUGAAGUAGAUCACCAAUAACAGAAAAUUUGGAUGAAUUAGGGGCAGUAAAUGCAUACAUCUGGUGUAGAUAUAUCUACACCUAUAUCUGUGUAAAUAUACAUACGUCAGUGAUCAACAGUCAGACAUCUAUGAGUGAGUGUGUGCAUUUGUGUGUGAGUGGUAGUGCGAUGGUAGAGAUGAUGGUCCCUGGCCCAGCCUGUGUGUAGUGUGUCUGAAUGAAUGAAUGAAUGUGUGUGUGUGUGUGUGUGUGUGUGUGUGUGUGUGUCACAUAGAUAGGUCUUUGUUCAUUCAAGUAAACAAAGCAGCACACUGUCCUGUCAGUAUAAAUAUCUAUAUUGCUAUACAUCCUCGCUCUUGUCAGUCCAUCGGUCUGUUGUGUUUUCCCUCUCUGUGGCACCAUCAGGGUGUAACACUGUACAUUUAAAUAUUGAUGUGUUCAGGAUCUCCUGAUCCACAUGUUAUUGGUCAAUUUGUAAUUAAUCUGGAAUGUGCAAUUUGAGCCAAUCAUCUUACUCUAAUCAGGUAUGCUAGAGGACACUAGAGGUGGGAAUUGAUCAGAUUUUAUUGAUACAGUUGCUCUGAGAUGAAUGACCAAACAUCUGUAAACCAACUGACACACAACACAACAACAACAUGGAAAAAGAAAAAGACAUUGGUUUCUGUUUGACUGGAUUAUGCAGAGUCAGACCAGAUGAACCUUUCUGGACUACAACUUGAUGUUGUACAUCGCUCCUGUCCUCUGACCGCCAUAAUUACCUUCCCAUACGGCCUUCACUCUGACUGCCUCUUGCGAUGCAUCACAUUGUUUUGCAAGGCACACAGGACCAAAUGGAAGUCAUCGAUAUGGGAAUUGUUAUGCGUCAGGGCAAAUGGUGUUAAUGGCUUCAACUAGAUGGAACCAGUUCUCAUCUGGGACUGUUGUCUGAUUCUCAUCCCAGACCGUCACAGAGCGCACUUUGCAGCAGAACACAAACACAUGAGCAACUUAGUUUUCUUGGUUUAACUGGCCGACUUUCCUUUACAAAACACGUUGCGUUCGGUGGUCAAAGACCCAUUGGGGAUGUCAUUUUACAAGAAAUGCUUUUUUCCCUAACUUUUUAGGUUACUAGGGAAACCUAUUAAUCCAAAAGUAAGAAAGUGAGUUGAAGACUGUGUGUGGUCGCAGAGCUUCAGCCAGGUCAGCCAAGUUUAGAUUUUCUUCAAAAAGGUUAAAGAGAUGUUGAAGCUUGUUAGUGAGUCAUAUGAAUAACUGAAAGAGGCUUCGACCAGGUCUGUGUUGCUUUGAUUGCUUAGCUUUGAUUCAAGCUGAUAUGUAACUCUUGUAUUCAUGUUCAGUCAGACAACCUGCAGCCAUUCAGACAUUCAGAGUCUGUAAAGUCUGUUUCUGCUCAUUAAUGAUGGAGGGAUGUAGUGGAGGAAAACAGCUGAAUCUCUGAGAGGAUAAAGGCAUAGAAAGAGAACUUUGAUAAUAAAGUGAUCUCACACACACACACGCACUCACACGCACACACACACAUAUGCACACACAGUCAGCGCAGUGUGGUGGUGGAUAACAGAGGUCUGCUGUAAUGAUGAGUGUUUUUGAACUGAGAUUUCUCAGCCUGUGGAUCACAGGGCUGACUCACAGCCCAUCACUCUCACACUGUGCAGGUGGAGGUGAGGCUGAACGCAGGUUUGUACUGAUCAUCAUUAAACCCCGACUGUUCUUCAUCAUCAUCAUCAUCAUCAUCAUCACAGUGACAGAAUAAACCAGAGGGAGGAAAACAGGAGAUCAAUGAAGAAAGCUGUGGGAGGAAAGUGGAAGGAAGAGGAGGAAGGAUGGAGCAAGAGGGGAGUAUGAGGAGUAAUCUAGGAAGGAAUGGAGAGUUGAAAGGGGAAUUGUGAGGAGAGGAAAAGAAGACAGGGUGGGGGAAGGGGAGAAAGAGGAGAGGUAGAUAGAUCGAUGAAGGUGAAGGAAUGAGAAAAGAGGAAGGGGAUAGGAUUAAUAAAAGAAGAGAAGGGAGAAAAGAGGAUAGAGGGGGCAGAGGAAGGGGAAAUAAUAGGAAAGAGGAAAAAGGAAUGAGAAAAAGAUAGAGAAUCAGAAAAAGGAAGAAAAUUGUCAGAAGGAAGUAAGAAGAAGGAGGAUGAACAGAGGUAGAGAAAAGGAGAAAUAAGAAAGAGGAGAAGGAGAUAGGAAAGGAGACAUGGGGCAGACGCAGAUGGGAGCGAAAAAAGGGAGAAGCCGACCAAAAAAAGAAGAAGGCAGUAAAAAGGGGAGGAAGGUGAAGAAGGAGACAUGAUGGAGGAAAAAAGGGAAGGAAGGUGAAGAGAAGGACAUGACAGAGGAAGGUAUGGAAGCACACAGCACGAAAAGAAGAGGAGAAAAGCAAAUUGGAAGAAAGGGCAGAAAAGAAGGGUAAAAGAAAAGAGGAAAAGGAGACAGGACUGAAAGAGGAGGGGUUGAAAGGAAAGGGAGACAGGAGAGGAGAAGAAAGUUAAGGAAAUGGGGAGGAGAGAGGACAGAAAAAUAAGGGAAGGAAGGAAGGGAGAGAAAGAAACAGGUUGGAAUAAAGGAAGGGAGGUUAGGUGGAGAAGGAGACAGGACAGAGGUUAGAAUGAAAGAACAGUGUAGAAAGAGCGAGAGGGGAGAAAGAAAGGGGAGUGAAAGUGGAGAAGGAGAAAGGAUAGAGGGAAGAAGGGAAAAUAAGGUAAAGAAGGAGACAGGAGUGAGGGAGGAAAGGGAAGAAAAGAAGAAAAAGACAACAGAGGAGGGAAGGGAAGAGUGGAGAAGGAGAGAGGAAAAAGGAAAGGAAAGUGGAAGAAGGAGACAAGAUGUAGUUACAUCUCUAUGUGAUCAGAGAAAUUGGGUAUUUGAAGAAAACAUAUUAAAGUCGGAGGAAAAGAAGAGGAGGAAGGGUAAAGAAAACAUAAAUACUCUCUCUUUUUUUAAAUUUCUAUUUCUGUCUCUUUAGUUCUGCUCUUUCUUUAGCUUUCCUCAGGACGUCCAUCAGUUCUUACCUGGACUCCUUUUCUUACCUGUGACAGUCUUCCUCAUACUGAUGGACUCCUUCUCUUCCUCACCUGCAGGCUCUUCAUCAGCUCUACUAUGAUCCAAACAUCGAGAACAAGAACCUGGCCCAGAAGUGGCUCAUGCAGGCUCAGGUCUCACCUCAGGCUUGGCAGUUCUGCUGGGCCCUCUUAAGCCCAGAGAAGGUACAACACACAGAAACGCGCACGCACACACAGAAGCAAACAUUGGGCUGCACAGUGAAUGAAAUACAAACUGCAGAGAUGAUUUAGUUCAUGCUACAGUACAUGCAUAACUAACUAACCUCGAGAGGAGAUACUGGCAUCAAGUUUCAAACUUCUUCUCUCAGAUGGAAAGUUGUUCAAAACCUUUGAAAAGUCAGACAGAGAAUUUGAUCCCCUUCGUCCGUGCCCACAGUUUACUAUGUAGAGUCUCAGUUAAAGAUCAUUAUCAGCCUCAAUGGACUCACAUAAACAUAUACUGACACAGAAACUCACUCUUCAUCACUCCACCUUCUCCUCUCUCUCAGGUUCCAGAGAUCCAGUACUUUGGGGCGAGCGCUCUGCACACAAAGAUUUCUCGGUACUGGUCUGACAUCCCGUCAGAUCAGUAUGAGUCCCUGAAAACCCAGCUCUUCUCUCAGAUCGCCUGUUUCUCCACGGGCUCCAAAAUGGUUCUGACUCGACUCUGCGUGGCGCUCGCCUCUCUGGCGCUCAACACAAUGCCAGAUGCGUGGCCGGGCGCUGUGGCAGAGAUGGUGCGAGUGUUCCAGGAGGAGGGGGGAGGGGUGGACGGACGGGCUCGCUGUCUCGCACUGCUGGAGCUGCUCACUGUCCUGCCAGAGGAGUUCCAGACCAGCAGACUGCCCCAGUACAAGAAGGGACAGGUAAAUAUACAACCCCCUUUACCAGAGCAGGUAGGACAGUGGUUCCUAAACCUUUUCUGCCUUACUUGUGGGAUGAAGUAAUUCUGUGCCCCUCUCUCCACCCAACACAGUGGUGACACAAAGGGACUAUGUGAAUUUGUCAACCACCAAUUUUAUGAACACUUAUUUUCCUUCUCUUUUGGAAACAAAACUUUUUUUCGCUAAACGAAGAUGAUUAAAAGACAUUUUUCAUCUUCAUCCAUCAAAACACUUCUUUUGUGACAUUUACAUCUGCGUAUAACACUGUGUACUUUUUCUAAAAACAAAGGGAACUUUAAAAAUAAUUGCAUCUCGCUGCUGCAAAAACCAACCCAGUUUAAGUUUAACAAAGCAAUUUGUGACAUCUGGCACAGGAUUUUCAUAAAGCAUUGAAUUUUCUCAUAAAUAUAUCAAAUUAGGUUAAAAAAAGGAACCACUUUUCAACAAAAGAAACUUCUCUGUUUAGAUUUAAAGCUUCUGUGAGCAGAUUUUUUUGUUUAUGACAGAAAUUGAAAUUUUGGAUUUUCAAACUACACAUAAAACAACAGGGGAUCUCUGUGCUUCAGCUGGCAAUAUCAAACCGAUGUGUCUCAGAAUAUGAUGAGAAAGUCACAGCAAAAAAUAAAGAAAUACCCUUUAAGUACUCAGUCAAUACCGCAAUUCUGAUAUGAUAUACACAUACAGAUGUUUCAACACCACAGGUGCUUUCCUCAUAGUAAACAGAGUUAUGAGUGAAUGACAGUUUUAAAUAGUCUGCCCACAUCAGCUUUCAAUGUAGAUUCUGUGAAUGUAGGGCAAACAAAGCACCCUCUCAAAACCAGAAUAGUGAAACAUCAAAAAAUCAUUUGCACUAACAAUCUAAAUUAUUCGUGGCGCGUAAUUAUGAUCAGGCAGCUCAGUGGACAAAUCAGUCUCACAAACCUUUGGCUUUGAAAAAUCCUCCCAUAACCUAGAGGCAGGGAUUUUUAUACUUUUGAAUUGAAGCCCAUUACCGUCAAGUCUUCUGAUCUAAAUGAAGAAAUGAACUUGUCUUGUUUAGAUGCUAUGGUUAGUGUCCUGCAUGUGAUCCUUUUUUACUUUAUGCAGGGUUCCGACGCAAGUAUGGAAAGUAUGGAAAUAAAUGUGAUCAAUUUCCAGGUCUUAAAAAGUUUUGAAAAUUAAAAAAUAAAGUAUGGAAAAAUAUUUAUGUUUCCAGACUAUUACCAAAGUUCUAACACACUGUUUUCUAAAAUAGAAAAGUAGCUAUUUCCCAAAAUAAUUCUAAAAAAAAUAGGGUAUGAAAAAGUAUGCAAACGCCACCUGUGUAGGAACCCUGUAUAUGAUUGAUGGUGUAUAUUGUAGAAUCAAUUAAAUGGCUUGAAUGAAUGAUGUGUCAAAUACGCCCACCCAGGAAAGACCAUCAAUUAGUCAAUUAGCGAGCGGACUACUUCAAGUUGUCAUUCUUGAUUUAUUGUGUUUAAUCAGAGGGAGACACCUGGAGUGUCAUAGUACUAGUAUGUUAUAUAUAUUCACAUUGCGGUGUUGAGCUUGAAGGUUUUUCUCCCUUUUCUGUGAUUUAUGAUCAUUUUGGCAGCCCAGAAGGAGUGUGUGGUUUCUUACACUGGGGAAUUCUGUCUGCAGCUUUGUAUGAAGCACUGUGUGCUUUAUGUUUCACUGACGCAGCUUUCACAAAAUUAUGUUCCCGCUGGCAAUAUUUACCAAGUUCUCUGGAAAAAAAAAAUCUCAAGUAGUUUAUUGACAUGACCCGGGUUUAACGUUUUUAGUGUGUUGUUUGAUUUGUUGAGUCUCAGACUGUCAGCUGCCAACAGCUCCAGACACAAAAUACACACUGCUCUCCCGUAUUCACUGUAAUAUAGGAGAUGUCAUAUUUCCUCGACUUGUUUUGAAUUAUUUACUGUCACCUGUCUUACUUGUCUGGGGACAUUCACUCUAUUUCCCAUCUCUAUCGCUAAGCUCUCUAUUCUGUCGGCCCUCUCUGCACGUUCACUUUUUCCCAGUUUUUUUUAUCAAUCCGCUGUAAAAAAGAAAAUCUGAUAUCGGUGCAACAAUUUUGAAUUACCUGUACCCUUCAGCUACUCUGUGCACUUUGGGAACCCUUAAAGUACAGGACAGGUAGGUUUAGACCUGCCAGGACAGUGAGGGACAGGUACAUCUGCUAACCCGGUACAGUAAAGGACAGGAACCCAGAGGGAGGUGUCUCAUUAAUCUGAUGAAUUUUGCACUCAUUGACCUCAUUCUGGCCCCCUGCAGGUUCGCGGAGCUCUGGGCAGAGAGUGGGGGUCAGUGUGUCCGCUGUUGCAGCAGCUGCUGAGGCGGACAGACAGCCCCGGGGCAGUGAAGGCUCGCGUGCUGCGCUGCCUGUCAUCAUGGGUGCUGCUGGAUGUCCCCCUGAACGAAAGCGAGGACCUCGUCCAUGACUGCUUCAGUGCACUGCCUGAUCCUGAGCUGUUUGACCCCGCCGUGGACGCCAUUGUGAACGCGGUGUCACAGCCUGACUCCCAGAGGUCAGUGCGCAUGUGUGUGAUCGAUGAGGUGUGUGUGGUCUUGCUGGUGUCACAGGGUUUACUUGAAAUAAAACUGAAGGAGUGCAGGAGAAAAGAGAGGGGACACUGGAGGGCUCAGAGGGGGAGGGGGUGAUAGCAGUGUUUGUCGGUUGGCUGGUGUUGCCAUGGUAACAGAGCUGGGUAGAGAUGUCAUCAUGCUCUGGCUGAUUCAAACAUGGCGAGUACCCCCCCCCCAAACAGAGAGGAAGGGGGGAGGCAGGGAGGAGGAGGUGUGAACCUCUGCACUGCUCACAGUCACACACACUGACGUCAUGUUCGGAGGAAGAGGAGGAGGAUGAAGAGGAGGCACAGACAGAACAGAGCGCUGCAGCAGAGUCUGAUCAAAUCCCUGCUUUAGUCUGUGUCUCUGAUCAUCUACAGAUACUACUUUAUCUUUACUUCAACUCUGUCUGCCCCCCGCCUCCCUCUCUCUAAUUUAAGGGGAUGCUAUUGGUCCAGCUGCAUCCUGUUGCCAAGCAACCCAUUCCCCCUGUCUCCCGGUGUUGCAGUAAUUGCAGAGGGGAUCAGGGAUUCAGGAGGGGGAGGUGGGGUUAAAGAGGAGACAGUAAGCAGGGAGAAGGUGUUUAGAAGGAGAGGAGGGGAAUGUCCACAGCGCUCUCUCCUAUUAGUAACACACACACAAACACACACGAACACACAAGCACACAUUUUUUAACAUACAGAUGGAAUUACAGACACACACACAUACACAGACACACUCAGUAAGUCCUCGUCAGCAGAGUGCAUGACCUGCAUCUGCAAAGCUGUGUUUAAAUAAUUAUGAACUGCUGAGUGCAGUGUGCCACUCCGCCCCACACACACACACACACACACACACUCAGUCAGACAGUCAGUCUUUCCCACACGGAAACAGAGGAAAGUGAAUCUAUUCAUUGCUGCGUCUCAAAUUCAUCUCCAUUCUUCAUCUGUGAUUGGUUGAUGUGAAGAAAGACAGAGACUGAGACCGUCGUCGUAAAUUUGAUUUGAAGCACAUUUUUGACCAAAUCUGGUUGAAGUCAGAAAAUCACUGCUCUACAAUAUUCAGAGAACCUCAUCCUCAUGAGAUCCAAACGCCUUCCUGAUGAACUCUGACUGUCCUUCUAGACCCUCACUUUCCUCCUGAAACCUUUCAUUCACAUAGACCCUGACCAUCACACUGAACCCCUACUGUCUUCAUUUUCCUCAUAAAUCAGUACAAUUAUGCUAGACACCGCUGUCCUCUUUGGCUCCCAGCAAUAUCAAGGAAUCUUCUGUCCUCAUGUACUCCUAACCCACAUGAAACCCCCUCAUUAUGAUGCUCCACUUAUUGUUCUAAUAGACCCAUAAAUUCUACACAAACUCCCCUUUACCAGAAUGGACCACCAUGCCCUGUUAAACCCCCCACUAUUCUCAAAAGCCAUGGACUUGGACCUGAAGCAGUCUUGUGGACCCUGUCUGUUUUCAGAAAUCACUGUUGGGGUUCCAGUUUGGCUUGGAGGUGGAGUUAUGCGCUCCAUGUCUCUUGAUGAUUCCUGCUCCAUCCACUCUCCUGUCCUCUCUGAAUGACCGUAUAAAAGCUUCUUUAGUAACAGCUGUCCAGAGCAACUCUGAGGGUCCUCAUGCAUCCUACUGUUCUGUGGACCCUGACAUUGCUCAUCCUCACCCCUUGUAGGAAUGGACCCCCAAUCUCCUCAUGAAUCCAGACCCCUGUUGCUCCUACAAACCCCUGUUCUCAUUGACAGUUGUCUUCAUGGACCUCCACCGUUCCCCAUGGAUCUCAUUCAUUAUGGGUGAUAAUGUUGUUCUCAUGGACCCUUACUGACCUUGUAGUCCCCAAAUUGCUUACCACCCCAGUAUUCAUGGACCUUGAUCAACCUGAUGGAUCCCCAGUCUUUUCAUGAAUCUUCCUCAAAGAUGUGCUUCCAUUUACAGGAGAUGAUAGUGGUACUGGCCUCAUGCGGGUAUGAUGACGAUUUUUGCCAGUAAUCCAGAUUAAUCUGUUGACCAAUUAAUCGCUCCAUCACUGUUUUAGACCUGUUAUUAUCUCCUCCUCAUUGAGCCCACUGCUCUGUAGAACCUCAAUGACAGUUGUCCUCAUGGACCCUGCUUCUACAAAAGUGGGCCACUCUUCCCAUAGACUCCCACUUUCUCAUGGACCCUUACAAUUCUAAUGGAUCCCUUUUAUUGUUGGUGACCCUGAAGUUCUCCAGACCCACAAGUCCCAAAAUUGCUUUUCUCCCUUGUAUUUAUCAUUUUGUGGGACCAUCACUGUCCUCAUGGGUCCAAAUUCCCCUGUAAGUGUCCUCAUAAACAUGGACAGUCCUGAUUAAUUAACUCUGUUCUUAAACUCACUGCACUCAGUAACAAUUGUCCAUCUGGAAACCAGGUUCUUCACAAACCUUUGUCCUCCGUAUGAGCUGAACUGUGUUUCUGGGCCCUUCUGUAUGAAAAGGACAGCACUAUUGUCUGAGACUCCACUGUUCUCUCUAGCCACCUCCAUCAUGGACCACCGUACAACUGGACCCAAAAUCCUCACCAACCCUCUCUGUCCUCACUGAGCCACACGCUCAUAAUGGACCCCGCAGUUUAAUGGUCCCCCUACUGUCUUUUAGAAGUGUUUUCUGUGUGUUUGUGUGUGUGUGUGUGUGUGUGUGUGUGUGUGUGUGUGUGUGUGUGUGUGUGUGUGUGUGUGUGUGUGUGUGUGUGCUUGGAUGAGUGUGUAUGUUUUAGUCAGGGGGUGUAAUGGCUGAGGCAGCAGGAUGAGACAGAAUAAAAUCUGACAGCAGCUUCAGCACAUUUUCUGAUGGAUGAGUGUUUGUCAGUUCUUUUUAAUUUUUUGGAGGUUGUUUAUUCGGGGGGAGGGGAAAGUGUUUUAUAAGGUUUUCAUGCUUUUGAGAGUUUUGUGGUUUGUUUGUUUUUUUCAGGGGGUGUUAUUCUGGAUCUGAGGUUUGACUGUGAUUUGUACAUGAUUAUAAAUAAACAGAUGAAGCAGUCAGUGAGCUGUCAGUUUCUCCCACAGCUCUGCGCUGUACUUAUUUACAAAAGCUGAACUCUGGCUGAGCUCUCCUGCAUCUGUUUGAAGAAAUCUGAGCUCUCAGAGUUUGAAUCAUAUCAUCUAAAUAAACUGAGCUGUUUGUUCUCUCCAUUUCUUAGAUUUCCCAGGUAUACGAACACUUUGUUUUUAACACAUUUAUUCAAACUGAGCUGUUCUGUGUUUGCUCUGUGUGUCUCAGGUAUGUGAACACCUUGCUGAAGCUGGUUCCUCAGGUUCUGGCCCUGCAGGAUCAGCUCAGAGAAGCCGUUCAGAGCGGGGAUAUGGAAACCUGUCAUGGCAUAUGUCGCAUCGCCGUCACACUGGGAGAGAACCACUCCAGGUUUGUAUGUCUGUGUGUGUGUGUGUGAUUAUAGAGGCUUUGCACCUGAUGUCACCACAGGCAGGAGUCAUCCCAGUUUCAUCCACCAAGUGUCAGAAAGCACAUACUGAGCAGCAGCGCCAGUGUUGAUAAGCCUUGUGCUGUAUGAAUAAAAAAGGGCGAUGUCAAUGAGGUCUGGUGUAUUUUUGCAUUUUCAGCUGUGGGACAUACUCGAAAGAAGACUAGACCUAGACUUUGUAGCUGGAAAAGGGGCAGACUGUCAGACUUUAAACCAGUUUUGACUCUAUUAUACCCUUUCUUAAUUUUGAACUGAACUGAGAGUUAAAGGGAUAAACUGUUAGUGGAGACUAAUUUUUGAUCGAUUGUUCCCACCUCUGCUGCUUAUGUCUUUGUGUGGAGGAGAACCACACUGAGCAUGUGCAGCAGGAACACAGCCAGGAGACAGUCUGAGACUUGGUGUACGGAGGUUAAUUUUUAUUUUAGUUUGUUCAUAAAAAGGUUUAAAUUAUCCCUCCACACCUUCGUAAAUUUUCAUUUGGUUUAGGCUUGUUUCUUCCAGCUGAAGUAUUUAUAUAGAGCAUUUUCAUUCAGUUCUGACUUAUAACCUUUUAUAUUGAAAUACUAUGCAGUAUACAAAUCCAGCUCCCUUUGGCAAACCAAGACAAACAUAGUUUUCUCUAUAACGAAGUCAUGCACAGAGCAGGCACAAAACUUUAUAAGUUUACAAAAAACUUUUGAGUUGAUGUCCUUGUCACUUUCAUUUGGACAAAUCUGGCUUCUCAGUACAACCAAAUGUAGAGGCUUUUAUACUGUGUGAUAUUCCGUGUUUAUCUGCUCAGCGUUGAAAUCAGGUCUAUGUAAAUGUUAGGAAACCUAGUUUGAACCCACAUGUCUCGGUGUCUUUGGUAAACUGCAGGGGUCUCUGUGGAGUCCAGCUGCUGUUGAUUUGAGCAGAUGUUCAUCCUUUUGUUUACAUCUGUUUUCCACAUUCCUGCUACUGAAGGCAGCCAUGGUGAAGAAUGAUUUGCUGACUGUUGGAGAGGAGUUGGAGAAUCAUGUUAUUGUACACCAGUCACAGCCAAAACAAAAGAUGUUUUAAUGCAGAAGUUGUGAAGGAGCAAACUUAUUUAUUGUUGUUGUUGUUGUGUAUUGAUCAGAUCAGUCUGGUGUCAGUUCCUCUCCUAUGAUGUUACUGAAAUAAUCGCUCACCAAUCUUUCCUCUCACCUGUGUGUCUGCAGGAUUCUGCUGGAGCAGGUGGAUCACUGGCAGAGCUUUCUGGCUUUAGUCAACAUGAUCAUGUUCUGUACAGGCAUACCGGGUCACUACCCCGUCAAUGAGACCACCAGCUCACUCACGCUCACUUUCUGGUACACGUUGCAGGUAAAUGUGACCCUGUCACCUGCUCUGUUACACCUAGCCUGGCUGGGCCAUCCUGUUGCGUGAAUCACUUGCUGUUCCUUCUGGACUUCGGCCAAUUGGGAGCCUUAAAAGUGGGCAGGAAGUACUUUCCUUGAUAAACAGACUACUGUUACCAAUCACUGUAACCAAACAUCUGACGUCAUCACAGUGCGCAACUGUAUUCCCUGCUGGGCUCUCAAGCAUCAAGUAAAGGUUUGGUAAUAUUUCAACGUGUGCAAACAAACAAUGUCUUUUACGUCUUCUUCUGCGGAUAUAAACGAUUUCUGCCGACUUUGCAAAGUCAACUGCAGAAAUAACGGCGCUUUGAAAAGUCCCGCAGCAUGUGUUAGACGUCUCCAUCUACACAUGGACCAGUCAGGGGCUGCCUUUCACUGUUGUCUGGCGAACAGUGGAAACACAGUCACUGAUUGGCCCGGUUAUUUUCUGAUUUGUAAUACACGCUCCCAAUUGGCCGAAGUCCAGACUGUUGUGGGAAGGAACGGCACGUGAUUCACGCAACUGGAUGGCCCAGCCAGGCUAUGUUACACCCUAAUCUAUAUCAGUGUUACAAUACAGCAGUUUAAUUGACUUUCAAAAAUACAAAUUAAUGAUGGUGAUGAUGUUUCUGCUCUUUAGGACGAGAUCAUGUCGUUUGAGUCCGAGAAACAGGUUAUUUACCUGCAGGUGUACAGACCAGUGUAUUUCCAGCUGGUGGACGUUCUACUGCAUAAAGCUCAGUUUCCAUCAGACCACGAGUACGAGUCCUGGUCCUCCGACGAGAAGGAGCAGUUUAGGAUUUACAGGUGAGUGCAUGUGUGUGUCAUGGAGCAGUAUGACAAUAAUCCAGUGAUAGAAUGAAACAUUGGAGCAGUCUUUUCUUGGUGCUUGCCUAACUUGUGUUUGUGUUUUCAGGGUGGACAUCUCUGAUACCCUUAUGUACGUUUAUGAGAUGUUAGGAGCAGAGCUUCUGAGUAACCUGUAUGACAAACUGGGCAGACUGUUAACCAAUGAACAGCCGACUUCCUGGCAGGUAAAUCUGACCUCUAAGUGACUGAUCAGGUUGAUACAUCUAGAGCAACUUCAUCUACACUUAGUGAAACAUUUACUGUAUUUAAAACAUAAAUCCAAAGUUUAUGAUGAAUAUUUUUUUAUGGGUUAUUGUUUAAUCCGUCAUUUCAUGAUCAUCCCUUUCUAACAGCACACAGAAGCUUUAUUGUAUGGCUUCCAGUCCAUCGCAGAAACCAUUGAUGUGAAUUAUUCUGACGUCAUCCCCGGUCUGAUCGGACUCAUCCCGAGAAUCACCAUCAACAAUGUGCAGCUGGCCGACACCGUCAUGUUCACUAUAGGUCAGAAAACUCAUAAGGGCAUGAAUUAAGAGUGAAAACUGAUUCAUUUAAAGUCAAAAGGGAUCCGUUUGUGUUAAAAGAUGGACGAGAUGAUGGCUACUCAAAAAGUGGCAGAGGAGAAAGUGGAGAUCGAACUCAGUAAUGGAGAGAUGUCACACUUCCCUGUCCCUCUCCCUUAGGUGCUCUGGCUGAGUGGUUGGCCGAUCACCCGGUGAUGCUCAGCAGCGUGUUGCCUCUGGUCCUGCAGGCUUUAGGGAACCCCGAUCUGUCUGUUUCCUCUGUUUCCACACUGAAGAAGAUUUGUCGGGAGUGUAAAUACGACCUUCCUCCGUACGCCUCCAACAUAGUGGCUGUCUCACAGGUGAGUAGGCACAGGUGUAUGCUGAUUCUCAAAUACUGAAGAAUCAACAUUCUCACUUCAGAUCCAACAGUACCUGAUGAAAAAGUUGAAUAUCCGUUUAAAGAAGAGAGGAUACAAAUCAGUGAGACGAAAAAUGAAUAUUGACACCCUUCAAUAACAGAGGGCACCUUGAACUUCUCAUUAGAUGUCCUAAUGUCUCUUCAUCUGCAGCAGGAAAACAAACUGCAGUUGAGAAUAUUCUCCCAAUGUUUUUAAGGUUUCAUUUUAAUUGAUUCUGAGUCCAUCAUUUUAAAGAAAUGAAGAUAAAGAAUUAAAAAAAAAAAAACAUCAGCCUAAAAUGUCUUAUUUAUACAUGUCAGUCUUUCUUUUAGCUGUUUAUUUAUUUCUUUAUCCUUAUGAAUUUUUAUCCUUACAGAUUUUUCUUUUUUGUCUUAGAGUAAAGGUGCAUGUCUUUUACUACAGGACAGAAAUUAUUGUUGCUGAAAGGCAAAAUUAAAGCAUUCUGAAUAACUGUUUUAUUUCUUCAAGUUUAAACACAAACUGUGUCAGUUGCUGUAGUGAGAAAAUAGUGAAAAGCUAAGUCAUUGUGAGUUGUAUUGCAUUAUGAGUUGAGUGUACUGCUUCAUCCAACAUCCAGCAGCUGAAGUGUUCUAGACUUUAAUCUCCAGGAAUAACCUUCACGUGAAUAUUUUGGUUAUUAUUGGAAGAGUAAGUGAAUAUUUUUAGAUUUUCUGCUAGAAUAAAAACAUCUGUGAUCCUGUUUGUCUCUGCAGGAGGUUCUGAUCAAGCAAAUCCACAAGGUGAGUGUUUGUUUUUACACCCUGUCUGUUAGCUAAUGAUCCGUGUGUGUGUGUGCGUUAGAAUCGGUGUGCUCUUGUCUUGCAGACCAGCCAAUGUAUGUGGUUGAUGCAGGCACUCGGCUUCUUGCUCUCGGCCCUGCCUGUGGAGGAAAUCUUAAGAAACCUGCACUCCCUCAUCACACCGUACAUCCAGCAGCUGGAGAAACUGGCCGACGAGACGGUACUCACAAAAACAAACACACAUGCACACACUCACACACACAAACAUUCAUGCUUGCGCAGUUGGACUAUAGCCAAAAGGAACAGGCCCUGAGUCUGUGUGGUGUCACUGCAGAGGAACAUUUCUCUGCAGGACCAGAUUGGAUCUGACCACAGGCGACUGACUCACACACACACACACACACACACACACACACACACACACACACACACACACAUAGUGCACAUCCAUAGUUACAGUAGGUCAGUCAGUCUCUGUGCGGCUGCAGAGCUUCAUGAUGUAAAAUAAAGACUGUAAAGAUUUCUGAUAUCUAAAGAUGUGUCAUUCAUAAUCAUUGAACACUCCCAACACACACACAUAGAAAAACAGAACACAUACACACACUCUGUCCUCCUCUUGCUUCCAGUCUGGCUCUUUGAUUUUUGAGCAUUACAUCAGACUAUCAGAUCAGGAUGCGUCUGCAGCCGACAAACAGUGCCCUCUGGUGGAUAGGCCUUCAGGCUGUGUAACAUCAUGGAAGAAUGAAUAGUCAUUUUUAUAUAUUUUUCCCACAAAUACAGAUCACAAAGUCAUAAUGACUGAUUGAAAAUGUGAUCAAUUUUAUUCCUGUUUGCCGCAUCCUGCUGUCAUCUGAAUCAUUGAGGAUUCAUUCAUCUGUUUUUAGAUUUACUUGUGCAGCAAAUCAGCAUUACUAUCAUUAAAAAAACACUGUGAUUAAAUGAGUCAGAUUCACACUGAGGAUCAGUUAUGACAAAUAAUAAGAUCAUGCAUCUGCUUUCAGCCCAAUCCCUCCAAUAAACUGGCAAUCAUCCACAUCCUGGGGCUGCUGUCCAACCUAUUCACCACGCUCGACAUCAGCAAGCAGGACGACGAAUCAGCUGACGUUUCAGCCCCACCAGUCAAGACAACCCCUCCCCCACCCGGACCCAACCCAGUGAGUCUCCUCAGGAGAGGGUCAUUGAACAAACACAUUAAAGGGCAUAAUAUAAUCCCUAGUAGCAGUGACCACUCAGGUAUCAUGUUAGCAAGAAAAACACAAGAAGAGCAAAAGCAGACAGAACACAAUACACCAAAAAUCUGAGGAGGAUCUCUUUCUCUUUUUUUAAACAGACAUCUGCUAUAAGGUCAGCCUUCAGCCUGUUCUGGAUCAAACAUUUACACUGAGACACUUAUCUGAUUGAUGGAGAGUCACUUAAGUCAAUCAGAGUUUAGAUUUCCCAUCUUCCCUGAAUGCAUUUAUGGCUUUGACCUUCAUUCAACAAACUAACAUUUUAAAGGUCGUUUUCCUCUCUUCUUGAGGACAAGAAGACCUGACAAAGCUUGACUUUUUACUUUUACUAUUACAUCAUGAUAUUAGUUUUUCAACUGAAGGCCUGUUGACAGCCAGAAAAUCACAAGAAAAUGUUUUAGGUUCACACUGCUGAAGUAAGCCAAAGUGACGCCUCUGUAUGACUAAAUUAUUUACAGUGAAACUGUGAUUCACCUCAAACGGAUAAACAGGCCCUCCUUCUAUUCAAGUAAAGAACCAGAAUUGGCGUUUCAAUUCAAUUUUAAAUGCUCACUUUUUAGGUUGCUAGUUGGAGUAUAAACGAUGCAGCGCACGAGAAAAGGAUUCUUGGCUGGGAGGCGUUGUUCAUUUGUAGCUGGAUAAGAUAGAAACCGGGAUAAAAUGGGCGUCAUCCUCAGGGGCAUAAGUUAUCAUCAGACAGCAGCUAAUCUGCUCAGUAAAAGUUUGUAAUGAGGCAGCACAGCAGUUUGUUUCUAAAGACAGAAUCACCCCCCCACACACACACAUUACCUUCAGUAUAUAAAGUUUAUUCAAAACUCUGUGUGUAAUGCUGUUCUGCUGUGUUUUUAGGUGGUGGUGGUUUUGCAGCAGGUAUUCGCCCUCAUACAGAGCGUGCUCAGUAAGUGGCUCAACGACUCGCAGGUUGUGGAGGUGAGUCAUCGCUAUGGGGUCACAUCCAGUAAGACUUCUUAGAAACAAACCAGUCACAUGACCAGGUGUGAUGUCAUGAUAGGGUGCGAUGUCGUGAUGGGUUGUGAUUUUGUGGUGUCUCUCAGGCAGUGUGCGCGAUCUUCGAGAAGUCGGUGAAGACUCUUCUUCAUGACUUUGCUCCGAUGGUUUCUCAGCUUAGCGACAUGUUGGGUCAGAUGUACAGCACCAUCCCUCAGAGCUCCGCCCUCGACCUCACAAGACAGGUACACACACACCCACCCACUCAGAGUCUUUUACACAGACAGAAACACAAACACAUGGGCUAAGACUUUCACAGAGAGUCACAGUUUAAUUACUCGUCACAAUAAUGACACAGCAUAAUAGAAUAUUAAAGUAUAGCAGUGCUAUAAAUGAAACACACAACACAAUGAGGUGUUUUACAGUAUCACGCAGUGUGACAGAUUUCACUAUCCUGUGUUGCAGAUGGUCCACAUCUUUGCCAGUGAGACCGACCACUUCCCUCCUAUCAAGGCUCUGUUUGAGCUGGUUACCACGGUAACACUGUCCAUCUUCCAGCAAGGUAGGAGGUCCAGGGGGCACGGGCCGAAAUGUUCUUGAUCAUGUUUUAUUCACAGAGUCAUAGUCCUGAGCAGGUGCAACAGGUGAAGUUUUAUCUUUUAAAUUGAAUAUCAAACUAAUUAAGUUUACCCUGUUAUUGUGAAAAACUGCUGAGGUCAUUGACCUGAGCACAAGAGGUCAGAAGUCACUGACUAGGGAAGCUCUUGAGUGGUUCAAAUAUACAACCCUAGUCCCACAAAGUCUGGGACACUGUGUAAGAGUUGAUAAAAAUGUGAUUUGGGGGCGGGGUCUGUCACUUCCUUCAGUGGGUGACUCAGGUUGAAUUCCGACCUGCAGCUCCUUUCCCACAUGUCAGACCCUCUUCCCCAUUUCCACUGUCCCAUUCUCUCAACUUAAGGCAUAAAAUACUCAUUGAAAUAAGAAUAGAAGAUUGUGAUGGUUUGCAAGUGAUUUAAAGCUUUGAAUUUAAUUGAAAAUUUUGGACCUUGAAGUACAUUUCCCAACUAAUGAGGUUAAUUUCCAAUAGGUUAUGAAUAUAAACAUGACUGGGUAUAAAAAGGACAUUCAGAGAGGCUGAGACUCUUAGACGGAAUGAUGAUAAGAGGUUCACCACUCUGUGAGAGACUGCGUCAGCUGAUAGUUGAACAGUUUUAUUCAUGAGUGUAAAAUGUGAAAGAAUGAGUGGAUUUCAUCAUCUACUAUCAUGAAACUUAGAGCAUGAAAAGUAGUGGAAAUCACUGCAUGACAUGACAAAAUUUGAUAUGGAAACUAUGGAUGCUGCUGAACAAAAUAUACAAGUUUUUACUGAAAACCUUCAUAUUUCAGCAAGACAAUGACAAACCACAUUCUGCGGGGAUUACAACAACAUGGCUCUGUAGUAGAAAAGACCUGCUAAUAAACUGGCCUGCCUGCAGUCCUGACUUAUCACCCAUUGAAAAUAUUUGGAGCAUCAUGUCACAAAAAUAAGACAAAGGAGACCCUGAAUUGUUGAACAGCUGAAUCCUCUAUCAGGCAAGAAUGGGACAACAUUUCACUUUCCAAGCUCAAAAACCUGGUCUGCUAGGUUCACUAACAUUUACAGAGUGUUGGGAAAAGAGGAGCUGAUGAAACACAACAAGAAAUAAGACCUUGGAACUACUUUUAUGAAUGAAGCUGAUGGCAUCAAGUUUGAAAUGAGCAGAGAUGUGUCUUGUCAGAGAUGUAUGUUGUCUUACACAAUUUUAGAUAUAGUAAAUUAUUUUAAAUUAAAUUAAAUUUGCAAACCAUCAAAUUCUAUUUUUAAUUUUUUUUUUUUUUUAAUUAAUUUUCUUUUUUAACAACAUUUUACACAGUGUCCUAACUUUUCAAUUUGAGGGUUGUAGAUUAAAUUACUUUCUAGCAAAUUUUCUGUGUUUUAAAUGUCUGUAAUUGUUUUCUUUAUUAGUUGAGCUCUUCAUUGAAUUCAAGUUUUUGUAUUUAUUGUUUCAGAGUUCAGGAAAAGGUUUUUACUUUUUUAGGUUAAGUUUAAAUCAGAGGGUCUUUAGUCCACAUAAACUGAUGGAACGAUUUGAUCCAGAACACCAAGUCAGGGUCCUCGUUGCAGCUCGAAUCCCCUCCCUCCCCUUCCUCCCUUUAUGUUGUCGCCCCCCUUCCUUGCUUUGUCUGGUUCAGUGAUGGCUGCUUCUCCUCCUCUAAACUCUUUUUAUUUUCUGAGCAGGUGUCUUUAACUACACAAUGUCAGGGUUAUUCAAGGUCACAGUCAGCCCUCUGAGCAUGCUCUGUGUCCUCACUGGGGGGGGGGGGGUUCUGAGAAGGAAACUUGUUUGGAGUGUGGGAACAGUAAAGCUGGGCACUUACUACAGAUUUCUAUUUUUGUUUUCAUGACCAUAUUCUGUGGUAAAAACCAUGAAGAGACAGAAAUGAAGUGUGAAGUCAGGAGUUUUGUCUGAUUCACUUUUGAAAGUUCUGUAGUUUGAGUCCAGCAUUAGGGAGGUCCUGAUCCUGGUCCUUUUCAUACUGAAGGCUGUGGGUUCAUAUUUGAAGCAAGGGACAUCCAAGCUGUAUUCACACAUGUACAAAACUCCCAAAAACUUCCUGAAAUUUUCCAGGCCAGCUGCAUGUGUGAACGCGAAAAGACAAAGUUAUUAUCUUGACUAUUCCCAGACUUUUACUUUCUAAAAUUCCCAUGUGAAUUCAUGGUGAGUCAAUAUGGGAAAGCAGGUAAAUUUGGGGAAUUUCUCUCUCAUGGGAUGGAUGGAAACCUAGAAAUGCAACAUGUGACAGGAUGACUAUAAAACACCAGAGGCUGAAGAAGGAGAGCGAUGAACAUUUCAGCUUAUUUGUCUGUUUACAUUGUAAUGUAAAGGUCUCUGUUGCUUAGGUUUUCAUCAUGUCGUUAACAUUACAUGAUUUUAAUCUCAUCUCCUGCCUCCCUUGAGUCGUGCCCUGACCCACCAGCCCCUCGUCUAACUAGGAAGAUGUCAAGCCAUGAAGGACACGUGCAAACUUUGAUUAUUUGGUGGCAGAACUCCUGAAAAUUUCUGGAAACUUUAGGAGUGCAUGUGUGAAAAAGGCUUCAGAAAGCAGCUCUGAUUGGACCCCUGAAGGACCACCCUUAAGAGGCAUGCGUGGUGCCUUGAGAUGAUGAGGUCCGAGGGGUUCAUUCAGGUCUGUGGGGUACCGUGCAGGUCUGGGGGUCCCUUUCCCUCCAUAGCGUCACAGUAACAGAGGUGCCUCCUGGGUUCCCACUCCAAACCCACUUUUCUUUGUUUAGGUUUGUUCUUUUUCUCUCGUUACUUCUUUCUUUGUUUCUCUCCAGACGGACUCAUGUCUUUGUCUUCUGCCUGUUUUCUUUUGGUUGGUCUGUUUCUUCCAAGACUCUGCCAAAGCUUCAUAUGCCCCCCCCCUCCUGCCCUUCCCCCCUUCGUUCCUUACUCACGUGUGAAUUAUUUCAAUGAAAUAUUUUUGAGUUCUCUUUUAUUUCCACAUGACUGUUGAAUCUGUUCAGUUGCUGUUUGUAUAUUAUUCUUCUUCUCUUAUGAUUUCUUAAGUUUCAUCUUUAUUAUAUUUUAGGACCCAGGGAUCAUCCUGAUAUUGUUGAUUCAUUUAUGCAACUCCAAGCUCAGGUGUGUUUUUGUUUCUUAUUUCAUUCACUUUGGGUUUCUCUCUCUCUCUUUCUUCCUUUCUCUGUCCUGUCCUCCCUCUUCUUCCUCUUGUUCUGAGUUACUGACGGGCGAGGCGGUGGAAUGAAACAUGAGGAGAGUGUUUGAAACAGAGUCGAGUCAAACACUUUGGAUCUAACAGUCACCUCACCACGAUGGUUUUAGAACAUCUUAUUUUCCGUACGACAUACACCAUGCUAUGUGGAAAUAUAACUCUACCUAAUAAGACAGCUAGAAGUUGGUACAAUGAGUGACAAAUCAAAUCAGUGAGAGGAAAAAUAAAAAUCAUUAUUUUUUAACAGCAGAGGGCACUCUCUGCCUUAGACUUCUCCUGUUGGAUGUCAUUAUUUCUUUUCCCUGUCUGUAGCGUAAUAGAAGCAGAAAGCCUAGUGGUUGACAAAUAUAAGUUUUUCAUUGGCAGGUUAUUAAUGAGGAGAUCAGCAAAUGGCGAAUAUACAGUUUGAAAUUUUUUUUAAGAUUCAUACAUUUAUUUAUUUGCCCAACCCACAUGUGCUGACUUGUUACUGAGUUCAUACAAUUCAGGGUCAGAGCAGAUAAUAGAUCAGUAUCAAGACGAAAAACGCACUGAUACAGAAAUAUUCACUCAUUAAAGAGCCAGGGUUUUGAGACAAAAUCAACAGCUGGAACACAUCAAAUUGAAACAGCCAAUUAAGUUUUCGCUCAUCUGGCCAAAAGAUUAUUUCAGGUUUUUGGUGAGCAACUUGAUAGAAUGAAAACUUUCUCCAGGCAUCAUAAUCUGCACAGUGUAAAAGGAGACUCAUCCUUGAGAUGCAGAAAAACAUGUUAUUUAGGAGGAUGUCAACUUUGCACAACAGCAACAGGGGCUGCCUGCAGUGUCUGCAGACAAAAUUGCCCGGAUUGAUUGACCUGAAUGAUUAAUUGAUCUGUCUGCCGUACAAAUAUGGAGAAAGCAGGGGUAAAUUUUGCAGUUAAGGAUGCACUCCCAGUGUUUUCCACACAGACAGCACCUUAACAGCCCAACAAAGGAGAUCAGAUCAGGGUAGACACUAAGCUUACACUUAGAGCUGCUGAGGUGCAACAUAGACAAGCUAGUUAGUGACAUGCUGCUUCCAGUAAUUUUGUGAAAAUAUGACAGUGGAAUAUCUUUCUUUAGGUAGACAUUUGAGCUUUAUUUGUCAUCAAUUCUCAUCAAUCAUUUUCUUACAGUUUAAUUCCUCCUAUAACUCUACCAAUGAGUAGUACAUUUUAUGUCCUUUCAGAAUAAAACCCCCCUCUCUUAUCAAAGAAAAGGGGGCAAAAUAAAAGCACCACAGAUAAUACUUUCAUGGGACAGUAACUUCUGUAAAGCUUCAACAUUAACUGUGUGCUUCAAAUUCCUAUAUCAUCUUCAUUAAUGUUCAGUUAUGCUGCUAUCACUGCAGCGUCCCUGCAUUCCUCUUUGCCAACUCUAAUGCAGCCUCAUCUGUUGGCAUUGCUCCCAGCUGUUUGAGCUGUAGAGAAGCUGACAGAGAAAAGCACUCAGCAAUAAAUCAAGUCUGAGCAGAACAGUAAACACUCUGAGAGGAACUCUGAGGUUCAAACUGAGAGUUCUGGAUGUAACUGUGAGACCAUAACCUCUAGGUGAGCAGGUGAGCCAGGCUCAGAAUCAAAUCAUCAGUCGAACCUUGACAGGUUACAUAAGAAGUGAUAAAAAUAGACUAAUAUUGUGAGUUUUUAAUUGUUCCUAGAGCUGCUCAGAUAGCGUUUUGGUUCCUCUACACUUAUUUAAAAAGAUUUGAAGGCACUUAACUGAAAGCAAACCAAACAGUACUGACAAUUGUCUUUAUUAUGAUUCUUAUCGUCUGAAGCCACAUAACUAACUGUAUUCGGACAAUAAGCAGCCUUUCUUUACAUUUUCAGGAAGUAUUCACAUGUGUAUAUGAUAAAUGAAAACAGGAUGGAAUUAUUUUCAGGAAAUACCACCUCGGCAUGUUCAGGUGCACAUCUUCCCCGCAGGGGGCACCAAAAUCAACACAGACUGAAAGAUUGAAAGAAAUCUUCUUUUUCCACUUGCAGAUUUAUUUACUCAUUGUAAGCAAUUUGGGGCGUAUUUUUGGCAUCUAAGACCUUUUCCUGGACUUGUCAGACAAAUGUAGCUUGAUUUCAGCCUUAUCUGACACUGCAUGUUCCUCCACUCGUAUAUAGUAAAGAAUUGUAACCCAGACUGAACCAGCAGUGUCUAGGUUGAAAAGUUACUGAUGGUGUGCGAUGCCAUGUGUGGCUCUUUCUGCUGCCAGAUGAAUGAGCUGGCAGACCAUCUGCCAUUUUUUGAUGUUGCUGUCACUCAAUGACACGGAAAUACUGUAAAAACUCAACCAGUUUUGUUGGACCUAUUGCCUCUCAUGUUUCCACACUGUGACAGCAGUAUUACACUGUUAAGGGCUCAUUAGUUAAUGUUUAUUUAACCAGCAUAGUCCCAUUGAGAGUAAAAAUCUCUUUGUCCUGGUUAAGACAGCAGAAGAAACACAAAGUUAAGGACAGACUCCCACAGGAAACCACUGUUGCAUUAAAAUUAAUGAUAAAAAUAAAAAAACAGGUGUGUAACCAGGUAAUGACAGGAUGACAUUCUGAGAAUCUUCUCCAAAUUAUUUCAGCGAAGGUUAAAAAAAAAUAUUUAUCGACCUCAGCUCCUUGAGUUUCAAGUUGUUCUGUAAUAAAUCCUCAGCUGAGGGUCUAGAAAACUCAAAAGCCCUUUUACCAAUGUCUGUUUGAGCCUUUGGACAGAGAGAAUAAUAAAUUUUCUGUGGGAUAAAAUUACAAAGAAUGUGUGGUAGCAGGUCAAGGAUUGCCUUGUAGAUGAAGGUAUACUGAUGUGUUAGUCUACAGAUAUUCAGAGAUGGCCAUCCUGCCCAGGAUUAUAACUCACAAUGGUGAAAGAGCUAAACAAUUUGCUGUGAAGCUCAGGUACACAUGAUAAGCAGCGUCCAUCAUAUGAAAUGACUGAGCAGGGUCGUGCAGAAACAAGAGAUCACCAUAGGUGAGUAAGGGAAAAAGUUGCAGCAGUUAGGUUUUUUCACCAGGUAGGGGACAUGUUUGUUAAAAUUUGAUGAGUCAUCAAUCAGAAUGCAAGGUUUCCUCAAGAGUUUAUAACCUCCAUCUCUCUCCCAUCUGCAGUGACCAAAAAAAGUACAAUUACUCAUCUAACCUUUCAGUUGGUUAACAUAAUAAGCUUAUGUUUCUCUGCAACAUGUUUUAGAUCAAGCAGUUUAUUCUGAACAAUUUCAAAUGCUUCUGUAUGUGUGUAACGGCCUGUAUAAGAGCUGCUGCACAACAGUUUAAUACUGUUUCAUCUGCAUAAACAUGGAGCACGGCAUCAGACACAAAUGGACCCAGGUUAUUCACAUAACUAGUAAACUAAAGGAGGACCUAAAACAUAGCCCUGAGGCCCACCCACAUAGAUGGUUAUAAUAUCAGAGCAUAUAUUGUCUAUGUGUUAUGCAGGGAUCACUUAGAUAACUUGAAAACCUAGCAACUGCAUCUUCAGAGAGUCUAACUAUAGCGGUAUAAUUAGGUACAAUGUAUAAAAGGCUCCUCUGUAGGUCUGGUAGUCAGAUGAUGUAACACCACGUGGUCACAGGUGACUGAUUAGUCCUCCCCUGACGUCAUCCCAGCCCAGAGCCAAUCAGAGCCCAAAUGAAUUAAUAUUCAGUAAAUAUUAAUCGGUGGAGACAAAUCGGCUGAUGGCUCUUCUGUCUGAUCUUUUUGUCUUCAUUCUUCUUCCUUUGUUUUCUAUCUUUGGAUAGAUCUGACCUCCAUCUCUCUCCCUCUCUCCUCCAUCCUCGAUGAGUUCAUUCUUAUGAGAUUCUUUGUAUUUCUCUUUAUCUGCACAUGUUAUUAUUACACACUUCUGUUGCAUAUCCAAUCCAGACCAGAAACAAGGAAAAGUAAUGUUUCCAAAAGAAAACCAUCAUUACCUUCAGUUUGACCUGAGUUUGAUUUUUAAUAUCUGUUCAUUGAACCUGCUGAGCCGAGCAUCGGAGGAUCUCUGUUUGACUCUAACACAAACUGCAGUCUGGUAGGCCGAUCAGUCCUCAGAGCACUGCUGCUGUCAGAUCCACCUACCAGGCUGAGCGGGUACUCCUACUGCAGUAUCUCUUACUGUAGUAUUUUCAUGCAGUAUUUUCAUGCAGUAUCAGUUACUACAGUAUGUGUUACUGCAGUACCUGUUAAUGUAGCAGUAUCUGUCACUGUACAACCUGUUGAUGCAGUUCUUCUUACUGCAGUACAUGAAGUUUGUAAUGCAGCAGUGAACGCUUCAAGUCCCUAGAGACUUUCUGUGUUUGACGUUUCUUUCUGCUCGCAGGCCCUCAAACGAAAACCAGAUCUGUUUUUAUCUGAGAGUCUGGACGUGAAAGCUGUUUUUCACUGUGGUGAGUGCACACACAUACACACUCAUAGAGACUGUGCACAGUAUAAUAGAGUAUAAAACAUGGAUGUUCUUUGUUUAUGUUUCUGACUUUUCAGGAGUUCUGUCACUCAAGUUUCCUGAAGCUCCGACUGUCAAGUCGACGUGCCUGUUCUUUGUGAGUGUACACACACACACACAUUCACUUCUACACACACACACAUAUACACGUGCAUGCUCCUGAGGAAGUCUCUGAACUGAGCUGACUGUCUCUAUGUGUCUCUGCAGACUGAGUUGUUGCCUCACUGCUCAGAUGUUCCUCCGUUAGCUCGAGUCGUGCAGGAGGACGGGAAGCUCCUGAUCACCGCCGUGUUGGAGGUGAGAGACUCCACACACACCUGGGAUUCUUCUUCUCUUACUCUCUUAUGAUAUCAUGUCAAAGUUCACUCUGUUAUUCGAAACAAAUCACUGAUGUUUAAAGUUCCUCUUCCAGAGUCCAACUGUUGUAGUUGUCUCUCUUUCCCUGAGUAUAACUAUCCCCUCUGUCUGCAGGGCAUCGGGGGCGGGGCUUCUCGGAGUCUAAUGGAUCAGUUCGCAGAGGUGUUGUUCAGUCUGAACAAACACUGUUUCUCGCUGCUCGCUGUGUGGCUGAAGGAGGCGCUGCAGCCUGCAGGUUUCCCAUCGUCACGAGUCACAACAGAGCAGAAGGAGAACUUCUCUCAGCAGAUCCUCAGGUAACACACCUCACUUCACUUCAAUGCAGUGGCCUUUAAACAGGAUACCCCUUUUGGUAAACAGAUCAACACUUAAAUAUAUGCUGUACUAAAUGCUGAUAAAAUGGACUUUGAUGGUCUUUAAAUUAUUUGUAGCCCAUAUAUAAGUGAAAAUAGUGCAAUGGCAACAUAUCAAAUGUUGAAACUGAAAAAACGUUGCCUCCUCCCCUCAGAGAGCGCGUCAACAAGAGGAGGGUUAAGGACAUUGUGAAGGAGUUCACACUGCUGUGCAGAGGGCUCCAUGGGACUGAGUACGCUGCUGAGUACUGACACACCUGAACCACACCUCAGAGCAUCAGAGAGGAUCACAUGACCCAACUGAAACCACUUGGAACCAACCAGACCAUCAGAUCAACAGAGGCUGUCCGUUUACCUGUUUCCUUCUCUCUCUCCUCAAAGAGCAGCACUCCCAGCAUGCUGCCCUCUUCCAGAUCUGUCCGUGGUUCCUCGGCUGUUUCCUGGUGAUUAGCGUAUGAAAUGGUAGUGGUGUUGUACGUAGCUACUUGACAUAAUAUGAGACAAAUGAUUAUAUAAUGUUUAUGUAAACACGUAUAGACAGAAGGUGUUUCAGUUUUGCUGCUGAUGUGAAGGAAAGGACCAACAUGAUAUAAAUAUCAUAACAUGUCUGUGACGCUGUUCUUUUAUUAUAAUGCCUUGAGAGUGGACAAGGACUCUGUGCUCUCCUCCAGCACUCACACUGAAGGGGCGGGGCAGGGGGCAGGGUUUAUGAGGGCAGGUGGGGGGGGCCAGCAGCUGAGUGUUUGGAGGAAAAUAAUCUGUAACCGUGCAAAAAUAUUAAUCAAGUUGUGCAUAUUAACAGUUAUACACUUAAGUGUAUUUGAGUGUGCGUGUGUUCAUACCUGUGCAAGCGCGUGUGCAUGUAUGUUUGUGUGUGUGGGUGUGUGUGUGUGUGAAAGAGUGUGUCCACCUGUUCAGUGCACUUAUUAUGGACCUACCGUCACAUCCCAAACUCCCCCCUCGUUCACCUCCUCACCCCUUCUGAUCAGGUGUUCAGUCCCAUGAAUCCACCUGGAGCCACCAGCCAGUGCUGACCAUCGAUCACACUCAUUGAUUUGUUAUCAUCAUCUUCAUCACCCUCGUCCUCCACGCUCUGUCUCUCUUUAUCUCAGUCUAAUCCUUAUGUGUGACCCACGGUGCCUGCAGACAUGUAGCAUGUGUGUGUGAGUGUGUGUUAUGGAGGGAGGGGGGGUCAGACAGGGUGGCGUUCACUGAUCCUGGGUCAGUUUGAGCUCACAGAGUGUUACAGAGAGAGCUGAUAGAGAGUGGAGGGGUUGAUAUGUACAUUGUUUUUUGUACCUCUGCUUUAAUUUAUUAAAUAUAUCAAAUAUGCUGACUCAU
Messenger RNA from Xyrichtys novacula (pearly razorfish), 28130 nucleotides. Lineage: Eukaryota; Metazoa; Chordata; Actinopteri; Labriformes; Labridae. The record is from the annotation of a GenBank genome assembly.